AUGAAAAGACCAAGGCGCUGUCACGUGGGUUACUUGGCUAGGAAGCAAGUCAAUCUGAGCAGUGCUCAUUCUCAAAGUGAGCUUAAAGACGAUCCUGAGGAUGGUGCGUCAAGGUCUCCAAGCGGGAACAUGCAUGCCACAGUAACAAAAAUCACAAUGACUACAUUUAAAGCCAUGGAUAUCUCCUAUUUCAAUGAUGAUGAUGAUGAUGAAGAUGCCGACAACGACUUUCAACCACCUAUUAUUUCGCGCAUAAAUACAGCUCUCUUGAAACGACCACCACCAGUAAAGAAGGAAAAGAAGAAAAGAGUCUGCUCUUCUAUUAUAGCUGAGAAAAGAACGCCGACGAUGAAACCGUCUCUCCAAAAAGACAUCCAAAAGGAUCCUAUGGCCAACAAAGAGGCCAUCUCUAUGGAUGUUAGCAAUAGCAGUACUAGCCUGAGUUCUUUCGAGCUAUCCUCGCCAGAAGAGGAUGAAGACGACGAGCUGCUAGCAACUCAACAGACGGAUGAUGUUCGUACUGAUGACAUAGGCAGAUCAUUCAGUAUUCGUCGUAGAAAGUGGAGUAAAGGUUGUUUAUGGUAUUCAGAGAGAAAUAGUUCUCACCGCAGGCCAUAUCAAAAUAAUUCCACUGUGCGUUGGACUGCCAUUAACCGCCACUAG
Messenger RNA from Mycotypha africana, 663 nucleotides. RefSeq lists its product as uncharacterized. The transcript has a single exon. Bases 1 to 663 code for a protein of 220 amino acids. The record is from RefSeq and is a predicted model, not a curated record. NCBI's taxonomy places the organism in Eukaryota, Fungi, Mucoromycota, Mucoromycetes, Mucorales, Mycotyphaceae.